AUGAAUGAACCUUUUUAUGGAAAGCAAGGUGAUAUGAAUCUUGAUAAUGACCAUAAUAGAUUAAUGGACCAUGGGGUUAAUGGUAUAGGAGAUGAAGACAUCAUUAAUGAGGUUAAAGAAGGGGCUAUUGAAGAUGAAGAUAAUGAAAGAGGUCGAGAUAGGACUAACGGAGACGUUGAAGAUAUGAGACUUAGAGAUGAUAGGGAUGAUAGAGAUAACAGAGAUGAUAGGGAUGACAGAGAUGAUAGAGAAGAUAAAGAGGAGUUAUUCAAGAAGAAGUUUAUCAGACCACGUACCCAAUCAUUUCAAUCUGUUUUAUCAACAGCCUCAUUAAAGUCCUUACCAUCUCAAUUACCUAAGAGACAAGGAAGUACUAUACUGAAUUCUUCCAAGAAUUUCCAAAGUUUCAUCCAAGCACCAGUGUUAUCCAGUAUCAAUCAACCAGAGAUUGAAAUAGGUAAACAAUUACCGUUCGAACAGAACCAUCAAAUACCGUCUCAACCUCCAACUGAUGAUAAUGAACAGAAUGGAGAUGACAUGUAUAAUGAAGAUACCAUAAUCCAACAACAAAGAUUAACUUUGAAUGCAUUGAAGAAGUUAAGUUUAUCACCAUUACCGAAAAUAGAUCAAGAUUUAAAAAGGAAACAAAGUGCUGGUAGUAUUAUAACACCUGUGACAGCAAAAAAUGAUAUGGACGAUUCUAGGAAACAACCUUAUCAACCAGCAGAAGUAGACUUGUCAUCAUUUGCUAGUCUUACAAGACAACCUAAUCGAAUUGUUAAAUCAGAAGAAGUAUCACCUAAUAUUCCUCAGCCUCAAACUUUCCAAUCAUUUGAUUCGAAUUUACAAGCAGGAAGUACUUAUAGUAACGGCAGUAAUAAUACUAUCACCAAUAUGAGUGGUGUAAGCGAUGGAUGGAAAGAAGCAGCAUAUCAUCAAGAAGUACAAAAGAAUCAAUUGAAGAUACAGACGAAUUUUAAGAAUUCUUUAUUGAAUGAAUUAAAUGGAAGAAGGAAAUCUCCUUUAGUCAAUCAAAUUACACCUUCAACAACACAAUCCAUACCACCUAAUUUACCUUCUAGUUUACCAUCAAAUCCACCAUCAGAACCUUCAAUGCCACAAUCACAGCCACAAUUACUGAAUUCAACAAAUACCCAGAUUUCAGAAUUACAAAGUCAAUCCACAGGUUCUUUGAGAAGAUUCCACGAUCAAAAAAAUGGUGUUCAACAAAUAAAAAAUCUCAGGUCUCCGUUAUAUGUACCAGCAGUCCUUCGACAAACUGAUUCAUCAUCUUUAAGAUCUGUCGAUUCAAACAUGUCCAGCAGUUCAAUAGCAUCAACAGUCAAAUCAUAUUUACCAUUUACAUCAUUCAAAUCGUACGAACAUUAUCUUCGUCAACCCCCUACUCGAAAACAUUGGAUUAAAGAUGAAACAGUUUACCAAUGUAGUGAACCAUCAUGUGAUAAAGAGUUCAACUUCUUUGAAAGAAGACAUCAUUGUAGGAAAUGUGGGAAGAUUUAUUGUAAAGAACAUACAUCACAUUUCUUAUAUAUCAAUCAUUUAGCACAAUUCACUACUGGAGGAAGAGGUACUUUAUCUCGAGUAUGUGAUAAUUGUAUUGAAGAAUAUAAUGAAUUUGUCCAUAAUGAGUUCCAAUUACAAUCUGAUUAUUUCGGAUCAGCUGGUCAAAUUGGUACUCCUAAUCAAAUGACUCCAGGUCAAACUUCAGGACAACUGGAAACCAGUACUCCUGAAUUACAAAUAGAUUAUACCAAGAAUAAGCAUGUUAAUAAAAAAUAUUUGGAAGAGGAACAACCUGUUGGAAGUGUUCCUGCCAAUUGGAGUUGGAGUAGUUUUUAA
Molecule: messenger RNA, 1860 nt
Organism: Yamadazyma jaroonii
Lineage: Eukaryota; Fungi; Ascomycota; Pichiomycetes; Serinales; Debaryomycetaceae
Source: the annotation of a GenBank genome assembly